AUGAUUUUUACAUCAGGCUAUUGGGUAAUACUUAAAAGCUUAAGUGAUUCAUCAAAGAUUGAUGAGGAUUUUUUAAAUGAGUGGAAAUUACAUUUACAAUGUCAGCAUAAUGCAUGGUCAAAUUUUACUUCCCUUAUUCCGCUAUUUGGAAUAACACAAAAUCCAGUUACGAAAAAUUAUAUGGUUGUAAUGAUGUAUGCAUUCAAUGGUAGUUUAAGAAAUAAUUUAUCAAUAUUAAAAUAUAAUCCCAAUGAUAAAUUUCGAAAUUUAUGGGAUAUUUCAAGGCAGCUUAAUGCCAUUCAUAGUUUAAAUUUAGUUCAUGGAGAUUUUCAUGAUGGGAAUUUACUUUAUUUAACUGAAAAUAUAUUGUUGGUUAGUGAUUUUGGGUUAUGUAGAUUAGUUAGUCAACCUAAUAAAAAUGAUGAAAUAUGUGGAGUUAUUCCUUACAUAGCACCAGAAGUAUUACGUGGUAAGCCAUACACAAAAGCAGCUGAUAUAUAUAGCUUUGGAAUUAUUAUGUGGGAAAUGACAUCAGGAAUCCCAGCAUAUUGUGAUGUUCCUCAUGAUUUAAAUAUUUGUUUAAAUAUUUGCAGAGGUGAUAGACCAGAAAUUAUAAAAGGAACAAUGCCUGAAUAUGUUGAAUUAAUGGAAAGAUGUUGGGAUAAUGAACCUGAAAAAAGACCAACUGCCAAAGAAUUAGCAAAUACUUUUGAUGAAUGGAAUAAAAAAUAUCCAAUGGAAGAAGAUGAAGAAAAGAGAAUACCUGUUCCUGACAAUGAACCAGAAAUUAAAUGUCAUCCGAAAUCUUGUAGUACAAGUAGAAUAUUUGUUAGUUCAGUUAAAUUGAAUGAGAUUUUGAGUGGUAAGACUGAUAUUUUAGAUGAAGAUCUAGAUAACUGCAUGGUUACUGUUAUUGAGCAUCAACUAUAACUUGUUUAUUAUAAAGGGAAUUAUAAAAAAUAGUUCAAUUUCACGUAAUUUUAUUUCAGUUUGACUUGAUUAGUUUUUGCCGAAAACUGUGGUUUUAAAACAAAAAUUAACUAAUAUAAUCAAUCAUAAAAUAUUCACAUUGACUUAUUUACAAGCCA
Messenger RNA from Rhizophagus irregularis DAOM 181602=DAOM 197198, 1088 nucleotides. Lineage: Eukaryota; Fungi; Glomeromycota; Glomeromycetes; Glomerales; Glomeraceae. The record is from RefSeq and is a predicted model, not a curated record.